ACCAUCAUUACUUCCAAACUUAUUUUGGAGCGGUACCUUUCCCUCGAUUUCUCUGUUCAAAUUUCAAAAACGACCCAACAACUCUCUUUCUCUCUCAGACCACCUGAUUAAUCAUACAAGGCUCAAGCAUUCUCGAGAAGCUAAGGCCAAUAAUCUAUGAAAUUGUCCUUCUGGCGUGAAUUAGGGUUUACUUGCAUAUCGGUGGCGCGCUUCCUCGAAAUAUCGAUUUCCAGAGCCAUGGGUUGCUUCUUUGCUUGCUUUCGGACCAACGAAGGUCGCCACCGUGCUCCGCCCCAUCUCGUCUCCACUUCUGCCACUGCAUCCAAGCCCACCGAAAUUCUGAUAUCUCAAAAUCGUUUAUCAUCACUUUUUAUAUCUGAAGAUAAAGUAGAUUCUGGCUGCAAUGAUAGGGAAACUACUGGUUUUGGAUCUCCCGUAAAGCACAUGGAUCUCAAGAAUGAGGCCAAGUUUCUUAAAUACUGUGGCACAUUAGUGGAGACCCCUGCUGAAAUUCGGAAAGCAACUGAAAAGUUGAAUGGUUCACCUCCCUAUGAAAGAAAUUUAGAGGGUCAAAAAUUCCAUUCAUGGCUUCCCAACACAACUAUCAAGAAGCUACAGUUAGACAAACAACCUGAUCUUCCCCCCACUCCUGAUAAACUUUGUGAAGAGUGGGAAAAAGUAUUAGGUUUGCAAGAGCGGACGCCUAGCAGCUGUAUAUCCAGCAUACAGAAUACUGGCAGGACAUCUUUCAGCUCUACUGAAGGCAAUCAAUCCAGGAGUAUUAAUACCGCUGUCGGAGUUCAUGGUAAUCAGACUGAAAAUGUUGCAACGGAUGCUCGAUUCAGGAACAAGUCUGUGCAUUUUGACUGUGAUAUUGAUGCAUCCAACUGUAGAAGUUCAUCAGAAAAUGUAAGCCAAAAUCCAAAGAACUAUCAAGCACCAGGUGAUCAGAGUGUUUCAGAGCCUUUACCUUAUCCAACCCCACUUAAGCUGUCUGAUGAGAUGCAAACACCUGGUACUGUUUUUCCCACAACAUUAGAAAAUCUACCGUAUGGGAAGACUCGAAUCAGGUCCCACUAUGUGUAUUCCGUUCUGAACCCAGUUGAGAGUGACUUCCAAUGGAAGGAAUUGAAGAAAGAAGACUCUAAGAUUUCUGGUGAGCUUAGAGAAUCUCUAGAGUUUGAGGGAACUCCACCCCCUAGGUCAGAAGAGGGAGGAGUAAAAGAAACUUUGCCUUGGAAAGAAUUGAAGGUGGAAGCAAGCCCAUCUGCUUGGCUGAAACCACAGACAUCUAUUCAGGAUGCGAAUAGUGAAAAUUAUGACUCUGCUUCUGCCAAAACACCUCAUUUUGGUAGAACUCUGGGGGACAGGCCUAUAAUAGGGCUUGUUGCUUCUCACUGGAAUAAUGAUGAGCCUUCUCACAUUUCACCGAAGUGGUGGGAUGGGAAUGGAAUUCCGAAUUCUACCAACAAAUACAAGGAGGACCAGAAAGUUAGUUGGCAUGCUACACCGUUUGAGGAGAGAUUAGAAAAAGCUCUGUCUGAAGAGAGUUUUAUCACUCAAAAGAAGGAUAUCUAUGGAAAACCAGUGGCUUUUGAUGAGAAUGACGAAAGUGAUACUGCUCUUUCUCAGUUGCAGUCUUCAGCCCAACCCAAGUCGGUGGUUUCUUUCUGAUGAAUGAGGUGUUGGUGUUUCUGUACUCUCUUGUGGGUUUGUUUUGCAGCUGAUAUAUUGUCCAUUUAAUGGUUUCUUCUGAAACCAAAACUCUAAACUUUACCGUAUGGAACAUGGUUGGAUUGUA
Molecule: messenger RNA, 1801 nt
Organism: Juglans regia (Persian walnut)
Lineage: Eukaryota; Viridiplantae; Streptophyta; Magnoliopsida; Fagales; Juglandaceae
Product: protein JASON
Exons: 7
Coding region: 157-1674 (505 amino acids)
Biological process (GO): male meiosis II
Source: RefSeq, a predicted model, not a curated record